GGGGCGCAAGGCACCAGGAGAAGAGGCGGGUUAGGAUAUCUGAGUCAAGACCUGAGAUCAUACAUUAGCAAUGACACUGGAGACUAAAGGUGGACUCCAUGGUGGCCCUGAGGCCAGCGCUACCCCAUCUCCACUGUCCUCUGCCACCAGCUGUACAGCUUCUGUGAGGGGUGAGGUUAAUAAACUGGAGGAGUUAAUUUGUGGAGCAUGAAACAGAUGUGCAGAACAGUCAUAGCACCUUAAUUUCCCCAACGUGCCCAAGAACAGAGCAGGCCUGAAGAGACUCAAACAGACACAAACAUGUGCCGCGUCAUUGAUAAUUCUGUGUAGACACACACCUGCCAGACACUGCUCAUGGCGCUCCCUAGGAAGAACAGCAUGAAGGAAAGGCUGCCAAAGUUCUUUAUGUAAAAAUUACAUCAAUGCUCUCUUCCUCGGUGCUGCCUACGGUGGUGGCAGCCAUCUCUUCCUCCUCAACAUGGCCUCCCUCAGACUCCUCGUGAAGCCUAAGAUCAUCAAGAAGAGGACCAAGAAGUUCAUGCGGCACCACACAGACCAAUAUGUCAAAAUUAAACAUAACUGGUGGAAACCCAGAGGUCUUGACAACAGGGUUCGUAGAAGGUUGACGGGCCGGAUCUCGAUGCCCAACAUUGCUUAUGGGAGCAACAAAAAAACAAAACACAUGCUGCCCAGUGGCUUCCGGAAGUUUCUGGUCCACAACAUCAAGGAGCUGAAAGUGCUGCUGAUGUGCCACAGAUCUUACUGUGCUGAGAUCACUCACAAAGUUUCCUCCAAGAACAACAAAUCCAUCGUGGAAAAAGCCACCCAGCCGGCCAUCAGAGUCACCAACUCCAAUGCAAGGGUGAACAGCGAAGAAAAUAAGUAGAAAGCUCAUGCAGAAAAACAUGAGGCCAUGUUUUGUGUUUAAAUAAAACCAUAAAAAUUGCCAAAAAAAAUUACAUCAAUGCCUCCAAACCCAAGGAUUCCACCCCCACAGGUCUCUGGUUGUUGUGAUGAUUUUCAUUGACUAAGAUGUUUUCCACAUCUUUUGACACCAAGUCUUUCUGCAGCCAUGUUUGAAAAUUAACUUUCAGACUAUGGAGUCUUUCUUUUCUUCUUCUUCUUUUUUUUUUUUUUUUUUGAGACAGGGUCUUGCUCUGUCGCCAGGCUGGAGUGCAGUGGUGUGAUCUCAGCUCAACUCACUGCAAC
Messenger RNA from Symphalangus syndactylus (siamang), 1209 nucleotides. Its product is annotated as large ribosomal subunit protein eL32-like. Gene Ontology annotation, biological process: translation. Lineage: Eukaryota; Metazoa; Chordata; Mammalia; Primates; Hylobatidae. Gene Ontology annotation, cellular component: ribosome; cytosolic large ribosomal subunit. The record is from RefSeq and is a predicted model, not a curated record. Gene Ontology annotation, molecular function: structural constituent of ribosome.